AUGGCUUCAUUCCGACUCCAGGGAUUCCAAUCCGUCCUCCGGGGCAAGUCGCACCUCCUGCGCAGCCCGCAGCGCCGAUGGGCUCAGGUCCACGAUGUGCGCUUCCUCGCCUCGCACCAUGACCCCAAGUAUGUGAUGGACAAAUAUCGGUCGAAGCUCGACCAGAAGGCCAAGGAAGAGGGCCAUGAGUCAGUCGAAUCCCUGAAGGAGGCCUACAGCGACAAGAUCCAAGAUCUCCGCCGCAAAGCAUCCACCGUCGCAACACCAGAGCCCAACACCGUGGUACCAGAAACCCCCAAAGCCUUCCACCCCCCUCCUCCUCCGCAAGACCAGUCUGCCACCGAGCACGCUGCCCGCAAAGUCUCCGGCAAGACCAGCCCCAUCAAGCCGCUCAGCACCUUCCUCGACGUCGAGAAGUUCCGCGAUCUUCCCCCAAAGGAAGUCGAAGCGCUCUGGCGUCUUCGCCACGCUAAUAGCCCGACGUCCAUCUGCGCCGUGAUUCCUCUGGAGACAUACCAGCGCAUUGUCUCCGCCGCCAAACACAACCCGCAAUUCGUCCUCCCUCUCCCCCGCCAGAUCCCCACCGAAGAAGCGCAGGCCAAGGGAACCGAUGAGACGCAGAGUGCCGCGGAGAUGCACUUCCUCCAGUGGGCAUUCCACCCUCCCGCCGAGGACUUUGUUGCUCCGCCCACUGCUUCUGGUGAGACGGUCAACAACCACACCUCCACAGUGAUCUUUACGAACCUUGGCGCCUUCAAGAUGCAUGGUACGUAUGCCCAGCCACACACGACUGUCACGCACUACCUGGACCUGGCGGAUGAGAAGGGCCUGGUCCUCAUGCUUGGACAGGUUGUGCCUGACCGUGGUGUCUCGACUUCCGAGGCUACUUGGCUGGUAAGCUGCGUGCAGCGAUUCUAUGAUUUCGGUGGCCAGGCUAGUGGACGGAAGGGCGAGUUGGUGCGGAUGUUUACCAAGGGUGAUGUUGAGAACUUCAAGGUUGAGGAGCUCCUUGAGGAGAGUGAGCGGAUCAACUAG
Molecule: messenger RNA, 1035 nt
Organism: Penicillium argentinense
Lineage: Eukaryota; Fungi; Ascomycota; Eurotiomycetes; Eurotiales; Aspergillaceae
Product: ATP11 family protein
Exons: 2
Coding region: 1-1035 (344 amino acids)
Biological process (GO): mitochondrial proton-transporting ATP synthase complex assembly
Cellular component (GO): mitochondrion
Source: RefSeq, a predicted model, not a curated record